Molecule: messenger RNA, 2868 nt
Organism: Sphaeramia orbicularis (orbiculate cardinalfish)
Lineage: Eukaryota; Metazoa; Chordata; Actinopteri; Kurtiformes; Apogonidae
Gene: slc26a10
Product: solute carrier family 26 member 10
Exons: 18
Coding region: 141-2249 (702 amino acids)
Biological process (GO): transmembrane transport
Cellular component (GO): membrane
Source: RefSeq, a predicted model, not a curated record
AAAGUUUUGAAGACUGUAAGAAAAAAGCCUGAGCUUUGAGCCAUGUCAUUGGCUAAGAAGAGUCUGACAGGAAAAUGCAGAGUCUGCUAUAUAUGUAAUGCAAUAGACAACAGAUUUACUGAUUCCACGGCAACGUUUGGAUGGUGAUCAUCAAUUAUCACAACACGGACGACAUGAGCGCUUCGGUGGCCGUGUACAGGAAUAUCUACACGGAGGACCGCUUCAAACAGGCCUUCGGCUCUGAGGACAGCACCAAUGGAAGUCUGCGGCUCCGGGAGAGACUCACCGGGAGGUGCAGGUGUUCAAGGAGAGCCUGGCUCCACCUGCUCAGAGACAGGGUCCCCAUUUUCAGCUGGCUGCCCAGAUACAGGCUCAAGAAGUGGAUUUUAGGAGAUACUGUAGCCGGACUGACAGUGGGCGUUCUUCAUAUUCCACAAGGCAUGGCCUUCGCUCUACUCACAUCUGUGGCGCCAAUAUUCGGCCUCUACACCUCCUUCUUUCCUGUGGUCCUCUAUAUGUUUUUUGGCACAGGUCGUCACGUGUCAACAGGCACCUUUGCGGUGGUGAGUCUGAUGACUGGCUCUGUGGUGGAGCAGUUGGUUCCCACUCCUCUGGAGAUGAACUCCAGUUCUUCUCAAGCAGAUGAAUUUGAAGCUCAGAGGAUUGCGGUGGCCUCUGCAGUAGCACUCCUCUCAGGAAUUAUUAUGCUCUGUAUGUUUGGUCUUCAGCUGGGAUUCCUCUCUACAUAUCUGUCAGAACCCAUUGUUAAAGCUUUCACUAGUGCUGCUGCAUUCCAUGUCACCGUCUCACAGCUGCAAAGCAUGCUGGGUCUGCGGCUUUCUCGCCACACAGGGACCUUCUCCCUCUUCAAGACUCUUGCAUCAGUGAUGGAGAACCUGCCCCACACCAACAUGGCUGAGCUGCUCAUCUCCUUAGUGUGUUUAGCUGUCCUCGUUCCAGUUAAGGAGAUCAACAUGCGGUACAAGCAGCGCCUGCGUACACCUAUCCCUGUGGAGAUCCUCACAGUAAUCCUAGCUACAGUCGUGGCCUAUGCCUCCUCACUGGACUCUGCUUACAGCAUCGAGAUAGUUGGACACAUCCCAGCUGGAUUCCCAAGGCCACGCAUGCCAGCCUUAAAUGCUUUUCCUGAAAUUGCAGGAGACACAAUAGCAAUAACAUUUGUUGGCUAUGCUGUGUCAGUUUCACUGGCGAUGAUUUAUGCCGAUAAACACGGCUAUUCAAUACACCCCAACCAGGAGCUGCUGGCUCAUGGCAUCUCCAACACAGUCUCCUCUUUUUUCACCUGCUUCCCCAGCUCAGCCACUCUGGCCACCACUAAUAUACUGGAGAGCGCUGGAGGAUAUACACAGCUCUCCGGCCUGUUUGCUAGUCUGGUUGUCCUGAUCGUGCUGCUGCUGAUCGGACCGCUCUUCUACUUCUUACCCAAGGCAGUACUGGCAUGCAUCAAUGUCACCAGCCUCAGGCAGAUGUUCCUACAGUUCCAGGACCUACCCGAACUGUGGAGGAUCAGCAAAAUUGACUUUAUGGUUUGGGUGGUAACCUGGCUGUCUGUUGUGGUACUUAAUGUUGACCUUGGCCUGGCCAUUGGGGUGGUUUUCUCCAUGAUGACCGUCAUCUGUCGCACACAAAGGGCUGGAUGUUCGGUGCUUGGCAGAGCCAGCAACACAGAGAUUUACAGACCUCUGGAGAAACACAGGAAGUGUUAUGAAGUGCCAGGGGUGAAGAUCUUGACCUAUAACGGACCUAUUUACUAUGGCAACCGUAGCUUCUUCAGGGAGGAAAUAAGCAGGCUUUUGGGCCUCACACCAGAGAAAAUCCGAAGUCAGGAAAAAGCCAGGAAAGCCCUGGAGAAACGGGAGAGAGAGGCCACCAUCAACACUGUGGAUAGAGGAAUUGCAAACACAUUGUUUUCCUCGGAAAAUGAGAUCUUUAAAUCUGAGACAUCUGAGAAUGACGUCCAGGCAGUGCUGAUCGACUGCAGCAGCGUUACAUUUGUUGACGUCGCAGGAGCAAGACUCUUCACACAGACGUGCACUGAAUGUCAGAAAGUUGGAAUCUGUGUGUAUUUGGCAAACUGUAAUGAGAGCGUCUUAAAGAUUCUCACAUCCAGUGGCCUGAUGAACUACAUGAACCCUCAGCAUAUUUUUGUCACUGUCCAUGAUGCUGUAAUGUAUAUUCAACAACAAACAGAAAAACCCUCAGAGAGCACCACAACUGUUUGGGUAUGAAGCAGAUAGUCUGUGAUGACCUGGACUCCCAUCAAGCAAACAGUGGAGGAUUUUAGGACAUCGUACUUUAAUUAAGAGGAGACUUCAAGUCUAUAAGGAGCACUCCAGCAUUUGGUCCAGAUAGUACUGUUCACCAGUGUUUCCUAGAAGCAGUAGCCUGUUGUAGCACUCUGUCAUGAACUACAGUAACUAUCACAUUACAGCGGUGUGUUACCAGUUUGGACAUUCUCUUACUGGCACACUUAAAUUAAAUUGCUAGCAAUAGAAAACACAAAUGUUAUUACUCCACAGCAUAUACAUGUAGUGUACAAACAGUGCAGAAAAAAAUGCAUUAAAAUGUAAUUAGUUUAAACUUUAAUGUCAAUUACUUCAUUUUUAUUGUCAUAUAUGCUGGACAUUAGAAUUGCAAUAUUUAUUUACUUUUUUCUUGGUUGCAAUACAGAGAUAAAUAUAAAGUGCACUGAAUAUUUGGUUAAAGAACUGUGUGUAUUUAUAUUGUUUGCAAUGCGCCCUUGAAUAUACUGUAUAAAUGCUGAUCUGUACUGCCUUAAAAUAUUUGUUCUUCUAACUCCAGAGGGACAAAGUUUGUCAGUGAGGGAAGUUUUGGAAAUAAAUUCUU